AUGAUCACGAAACACAUUGCAGAGGUCACAACAAAGUUCAAUCCAUUCAAAAUCACUGGUAGAACAUGCCGUCUUUUUCUUGCAGAGCUACCCGCAGAUGCAAGACAGAACAUGAAGAUCAAUGCAAAAGUCCUAUCUCGUGAUAGCUUAGAAAAGAGCGAGCUGAAAGUCAAGUUCAAGGACGGCAAAGACAUAGACUUGGAUCCAGAAACACUCGUCAACAAGGAUAUCAUCACACAGAUCGACAGACAUUCACGAAUCUUGAAUCGACAAGCCGAACUCACGGCCAGCUGA
Messenger RNA from Bacidia gigantensis, 294 nucleotides. RefSeq lists its product as uncharacterized. Bases 1 to 294 code for a protein of 97 amino acids. The record is from RefSeq and is a predicted model, not a curated record. Gene Ontology annotation, cellular component: mitochondrial large ribosomal subunit. Lineage: Eukaryota; Fungi; Ascomycota; Lecanoromycetes; Lecanorales; Ramalinaceae. Gene Ontology annotation, molecular function: structural constituent of ribosome. The transcript is spliced from 2 exons.